Lymnaea stagnalis (great pond snail) is the source of this 4261-nucleotide messenger RNA. The record is from the annotation of a GenBank genome assembly. NCBI's taxonomy places the organism in Eukaryota, Metazoa, Mollusca, Gastropoda, Lymnaeidae.
CUAGAACUUCUAGCCCCAUCACUCACUGCCCGUCCAUUCCUGUCUUGAACGAACUCAGUUAAGCCCAAGCUGUUGACGACACAUCAUGUUGGCCUGGGGUUGGUUCUUGCAUCACGCGGUCCUCUGUUACCUGGCCGUUUCCUCGCGGGGCCAGUCAUGGAUGACGGCUUUCGACGCCCACUUUCAGUUCGCGUGUCCGGCUGGCCAGUCGCUGAAACACCUGGACAGCGUCCACGACAACCACCACGAAGACAGGGUGUGGAACUUUAGCUGCUCCGUCCCGCCCCACGGGGUGUCACUCAGUGAAUGCGAGUGGAGUGGUAAGUUGGUGUAACUCAUUCAAAUCAUAGAUUUGCGACGAGCAGAGGUAACUUACCAUCAAGCCAUAAGCUUACGUCUUACAAGCCUAAGUCCUAUGCUUAUCAGUUACCUGAACUAAACUAUUGCUAAAUGUUCACAUUUUUAUUCAAUAAUUCCCCCCCCCCUUUUUUUUUGUUGCCCUUCCACGUAAACAAUGUUAAAAUAAAUACUCGAGAGAAGUCAUUCUUAUAUUUUUUCCCUUAUUUUCAAACAAGUUACCUGAACUAAACUAUUGCUAAAUGUUCACCUUUUUUUUCAAUAAUUCCCCCCCCCCCUUUUUUUUUGUUGCCCUUCCACGUAAACAAUGUUAAAAUAAAUACUCGAGAGAAGUCAUUCUUAUAUUUUUUCCCUUAUUUUCAAACUCUCAAAAAACUUUUAACUUUAUGUAACUAUUGUGACAUCCGAUUAAACACUUUACGAAAAGAUUAAUAAAUUUAACCAUUUUUAGUAAUAUGGUAUUUCAACACAGACAACUAAAUCAACACAGAUUAUUAAUAUUAUGUCUCUACAAGAGGAUCUUUAAAAACAAAAAUACAAUUUUGAUGUCAAUCGAAAAUGGUUAUGCGGCUAAAAAUAUACUUAAAAUUAAUUUUAAAAAAACUCAAUGUGAUUGUUGCCUUUAAAACCUUCAUAAAUUUGUUUAGUCGCUAUGGCUCAUGAGGUAUGACUUGUAAAGGGACAUAAUAAGAUAAAUCAAAAUCAAGUCGUACUUUUUGGAACUGAUGCUAAGGGAGACACCUUUCGGAACAGCGUUCAAAUUUUGAGUACAUGUCAUUUUAAAAGUCGUAAGGCAUUUAUUUAGUUUGUAGAGUUGAGUUUCUUUCGAUGAUAUCUUUCUUUGGCGGUUGUGAUAAGAGAUUUGGCAUUUUGAUUAUGGCAUUUUGAUUAGAGAUUGUCAUUUUGAUCUGAGAUUUGGCAUUUUGAUUAGCGAUUUGGGCGUUUCGAUUAGAGAUUUGGCAUUUUGAUUAGCGAUUUGGGAGUUUCGAUUAGAGAUUUGGCAUUUUGAUUAGAGAUUUGGCAUUUUGAUUAGAGAUUUUACGUUAUGAUUAGAGAUUUGGCAUUUUGAUUAGCGAUUUGGGAGUUUCGAUUAGAGAGUUGGCAUUUUGAUUAGCGAUUUGGGUGUUUCGAUUAGAGAUUUGGCAUUUUGAUUAGAGAUUUUACGUUAUGAUUAGAGAUUUGGCAUUUUUGAAUAGUUAUUUGGCGAAUUUCAUUAGCAGACAUGAACUAUUUAAAAAUCAAAACAAGCGAUAUUUUAUUGUGUGUUAUACAUCACAUAAUUAACAUAGCACGAAGAGCAGAUUCGUUACCCACUAGAGGAGGUAAGUAUGUCAAGAGAAACAUUCAUGUCAAUUGUUGUUUCCCUCCUACUUACGACUUAUUUAUAAAGCACAGAUUUGUUUUAACUUGAUUCCGUCCUGCCCUGGUCAUUUUGACGGGUUGUUACUAGUUUCUAAUAAUAUUGAAUAUUUUGCGUGACUGAUGAAUAGAGAAAAAAACAACGAAAUAUUAAUUUUCUGAACGAUAUGACCUAGACCUAGACAGCUCAAGUUAAAUCUCCUGAGAAAUUUGAAAAUUAAUUGAAAUUGACAAUUAAAAAAAAAAAAAACCAGACAGUGUUGUCUCGUGAAGUAAAAUAAAAGGAGUUAAAAUAGAAGACCAAAGACUUGCUAACCCUUAGCGUAACUUUUCACCGUUCACUACUCUCCAACCACAUAGGUUACCAGAACAAUUUUGAUGAGCUUCUAGAGUUCCAGUGCCCGAAUGAGAGCGUCAUCACCGGUAUUGAGAGUAUCCAUGACAACAGAUACGAGGACAGGAAAUGGUCGUUUCAGUGCUGUAAUCCAGAAGGUAGCUCUGUGACCUUGCCCUUGUCGCGUGAUAACACUAAUAAGAAGAUGAUUUUUGCCAUUUCGAUAAUGUAGAAACAUAUUGCCAAUCCUUAAACGAACGUUUGAAUGUUGGUUAUGUUUACAACCCCCCUGUUUGCCUCCGCAGGUUUCGUCACGCACGGCUGCGUGUACACCCAGUACGUCAACACAUACGACAACAUGCUCACAUACAGGGUGCCUGAUGAUUAUGUGCUCAGGGGAGUCGACAGCGUCCACGACAACAGACACGAGUAAGUUGAUUCAAUGUUGUCCUGAAAGCCUAAAAUAUUAGACUCUCAGUUCAUGGUCAUGUUAGAGAUGAAUCAGUGGCCGCCCCCGGAAAUGGCGUGGUAGGACGGAUACAGCCACGGUUAGAGAGUAUACUGGUGGUAUCCAAGAUUUACAUGGGGAAUGCUGUAUUCAAGUUGUGGUGUCCAAGAUUUAGAUGGGGAGUGCUGUAUUCAAGUUGUGGUGUCCAAGAUUUACACGGGGAGUGCUGUAUUCAAGUUGUGGUGUCCAAGAUUUACAUGGGUAAUGCUGUAUUCAAGUUGUGGUGUCCAAGAUUUACAUGGGGAAUGCUGUAUUCAAGUUGUGGUGUCCAAGAUUUACAUGGGGAAUGCUGUAUUCAAGUUGUGGUGUCCAAGAUUUACAUGGGGAGUGCUGUAUUCAAGUUGUGGUGUCCAAGAUUUACAUGGGGAAUGCUGUAUUCAAGUUGAAGGAAAAGGAAGUAUAAAUUACAUUUUGGAAGCAAGCCAUUAAAAUUCAAUACAAAUCAGCAAACGUGGCGACACUGAGCCUUCGCCAUCGAACAGUAAAAAGAUUUCACAUUGUAGAAAUAACAAUUAAGAUUAAUUGGUGUCCAAAAUAAUGACAAGGAGAUGAUAUAUUUGGUGUCCCAAAAUGGCUAGAAGAUGAUAUAAUUGGUGUCCCAAAGAUGGCAAGAAGAUGAUUAAUCGGUGUCCCAAAGAUGGCAAGAAGAUGAUAUAAUUGAUGUCCUAAAGAUGACAAGAAUAUGAUGUAAUUAGUGUCCAAAAGAUGGCAAGAAGAUGAUAUAUUUGGUGUCCCAAAGAUGGCAAGAAGAUGAUAAAAUUGAUGUCCCAAAGAUGGCAAGAAGAUGAUAAAAUUGAUGCCCCAAAGAUGACAAGAAUAUGAUGUAAUUGGUGUCCAAAAGAUGGCAAGAAGAGUAUGUAAAUGGUGUCCAAACGAUGGCAAGAAUAUGAUGUAAUUGAUGUCCCAUAGAUGACAAGAAUAUGAUGUAAUUGGUGUCCUAAAGAUGUCAAGAAGAUGAUGUAUUUGAUGUCCCAAAGAUGGCAAGAGUAUGAUGUAAUUGGUGUCCAAAAGAUGACAAGAAGACGAUAUAAUUGAUGUCGCAAAGAUGGCAAGAAUAUGAUGUGAUUGAUGUCCCAAAGAUGGCAAGAAUAUGAUGUGAUUGAUGUCCCAAAGAUGGCAAGAAUAUGAUGUGAUUGAUGUCCCAAAGAUGGCAAGAAGAUGAUAUAAUUGAUUUCCCAAGGAUGGCAAGCAGAUGAUGUAAUUGGGGUCCCAAAGAAUGGCAAGAAAAUGAUAAUUGUUUACCCAAAAAUCUUCAAGAGGAUGAUAACUCCCCCAGAAGUCAGAUAGUGUGAACUAAUUCAACAUCUGACAAUCAAGAUCAUGUCUCAUGCUCAUCCAGUCCACAAUUAACAUUCAACAGGGGGAAACGUGACAUUUUCGUUAGGACGGGAUGAAUGUGGCGACUCAGGAUUUUUGAUAAUUUAUUGAUUUAUAGCCCAGUUAAAUUCAAACAUGUUUAUAUUAAUAAAGGUACCAUAUGUUGGUUUUAUUUUGAUUCCAGAGACCGAAUCUUCAGAUUUGACAUAUGCAAGCUUGAUCCCAUCACAAUAGAGGAAGGCGUGAUCGUUGGCUAGAGGUCAAGGACGUUUCUGUACCACGCAAUUUGUCGUAUUCAACAUUUUAAAAAUAUUUAUUGUUGACAUAAAAAAUCAUAUCAAAACGCCAGUUCUGUCGAAGUUCAACAUAUCAUUUUUUUUUCUAAA